CCUGAUAUUUCCAUCUCAUUUAUAGAAAUAACGUCAAAGCGUCGCCAGGGAUGAGUCGCUCGGGGCAGUCCACGCGAGAGCCCACACUCGCUUCCUCCGUGCAGCACCAACAGAUGAACACCAGCCGUCGACGAGUGUCCAAGCCGCCUUCGAGCAACAUGGACGCCCGCUAUAGCGACCGGAACGCGCCGUUGGCUGUGGCUGUGGCGGUACCUUCGCACCAAAGCCCCUUUGAGAAGCUCAAUACGCUCAAGUUGCUCUUAGAUUGCGGCCACUUGACUGCCGACGAGUAUCAGGAGCGCAAGACUCAGAUCAUCAACGAGAUGACAGGAACAUCCACCGAAAGGAAGAAACCCUCGCCUAGAUCUAGGAGACCAGGCUCAGCCAAUGGGAAUCCACCUCCGCCACCUCUUCAGCCCUUACUUAAGACCGUCGUACCUCAUGGGCCGCCAGAUUUCUCAAGAAUCAGAAGAGAACGAGCUGAUAAAUUGAGCUUCGAUGUGGACACGUUGGAGUGGCAUUCGACCCCUGUAAAGGUGAAAUUGGAUCUGGUGCCGUUUGCUACGGGGCAAUUGAGAAAUGCCUAUUAUCUACAGGAACUUGGUGCAGAUGGCAGUCCGUCGAGGUUAUUAGUGGCAAAAGUAAGUCUGCGUCCUGCUGAGCCCAGUACGUAUCUCAGUGACGUGGAGAUGCAAGCUGUGUGUGCUCAUUAUGCGGCACUAUACAACGAACAUGAACCUCCAUUAAAAGUGUGUUAUGCGAGAUCUUGGCUGCUAAAGCUAAGAGAUCGAGAACGAGGAACACUCGUGUGCUCCGUGGAGGAAUUUCUACCAGGCGCGUAUGUGAAAUAUAGCAAUAACAGCGGCUAUGUGGGUCGAGAAACCAGCACAACCGAAGAGCGAGAACGCAACACGCCACAGGCCUUUUCUCACUUUUCGUUCGUGGCUUCGGACUUCCGGCUAAUGAUUGUGGACAUCCAGGGAGUCGCGGAUAGCUACACAGACCCACAAAUUCAUUCAGCUGAUGGAAGAGGCUUUGGAGUGGGGAAUCUUGGGACUUUUGGCAUGGAAAAGUUUCUGGAAAGUCAUCGAUGUAAUGAAGUCUGUCGAUGGCUGGGACUUCGCAGUAUUAACGAACAAUACAAACCUGGUGGAACAGCUGCUCCAGGGUACGAGAUGCCUUUCGGUGGGGCCAUUAAGAAGUCGACAAAUAGGAUUACAGAGGAACGCAAUACAUUCUCGACGUCGGUCACAGUGAGCGAAGCGUUUGGUGACACGGCAACGGCAGAUUGGACCGAGCAGGACUCGAAAGUGGAGAGCGGAGAGGAGGAAGAUGAGGACGAAGAAGAGGAGGAAGACCAAGGCGAACAUUCGGACUCGACUUCGUAUGUUACGGACUCACCAGGACUACACCCACGCUAUCCCAAACCGAAGCGGUCAAAGCGUUUUUCUCCUUCUUCACGUGGUCGUGGUGGUGGGAGAUCGUCAUCUGGCAGACCGAAAGACCGGUUCCGUCAUCCCACGCAUCUCAGUAAAAGUGUCACCGGUAGUCCUGGAUCAGGAGGUGGCGGCCUCUGGUCGUGCGUGGUUCGGAAUUUAUUCUGCGGGUGUGCAUGAACUCGAUCGGUGUGUGGGUUUAAUGAAUAAUUAUGAGAGUAAAUUGAAACGUUUCCGUCUAAUUGAGUCACUCUAUUGAUCAAAGUGGACACUGA
Messenger RNA from Phytophthora nicotianae INRA-310, 1711 nucleotides. RefSeq lists its product as hypothetical. The record is from RefSeq and is a predicted model, not a curated record. Gene Ontology annotation, molecular function: protein serine/threonine kinase activity; ATP binding. NCBI's taxonomy places the organism in Eukaryota, Oomycota, Peronosporomycetes, Peronosporales, Peronosporaceae. Gene Ontology annotation, biological process: protein phosphorylation. The transcript is spliced from 3 exons. The coding region runs from base 51 to 1616 and encodes 521 amino acids.